This is a messenger RNA of Diplodia corticola, 2889 nucleotides long. RefSeq names its product glycoside hydrolase family 5 protein. The record is from RefSeq and is a predicted model, not a curated record. Gene Ontology annotation, biological process: glucan catabolic process. NCBI's taxonomy places the organism in Eukaryota, Fungi, Ascomycota, Dothideomycetes, Botryosphaeriales, Botryosphaeriaceae. The coding region runs from base 1 to 2889 and encodes 962 amino acids. Gene Ontology annotation, molecular function: beta-glucosidase activity. The transcript has a single exon. Gene Ontology annotation, cellular component: cell surface; extracellular region.
AUGCCUCGGGACCACCACUACGAGUCGCCCGGCCGCUCCAGCCGCGAGCGCGACAGCUACUCCCGCUCCCGGCCACGCGAAAGCGAAGGGUACCGCUCCGAGCGCGAACGCGAACGGCUGCGACGCCAACGCCAACGCCGCGACAACCACAACACCGACGACGACAACGACGAGAACGACAACGCCGAAGAAGAACGUCGACGCCGCCGCGAGCGCGCCGCCAGACGCACCAGCCAAGAACCCACCAGCGACCGCGAACACCACCACCGCGAGCCAGCCCGCCGCCACCGCGAACACUACGACCACGCGCAGCGCGAGCGACAAGAGCGCCGCCGCCGCCGCGGCCACCGCGCCACCGACUCCGUCGGCGAACCCAUCCCGGCGCCGCCGCCUCCGCUCCGCCACCCGGAGCGCUCAUACGACUCGCCCUACCACGGCAGCGGCGGCGGCGGCGGCGGCGGCGGCGGGGGGUCGACGCCCACCAGCCCGACGAAAGCGCGACAACAACAACAACAACACAGGCCGCGGCGAGGGAGCGGCAGCGGAGGCGGCGGAGGUGGCAAUGGCGGGUGGGACACGCCGGCGAGCCGGGACUCGGGGGCGAGCGCGCGGCCGCUGCUGCAGGCGGAUGCGCUGGCGCAGCUGGACGCGAGCAACGCGAAGAAGGGCGGGUGGAAGGCGGGCGGGUACGACGAGGCGUACUUGAAGCGCGUGCGCGAGCAGGAGAAGGGGUUGGAGAGGGAGAGGCAGCGCGAGGAGAGGAGGGAGAGGCGGCGGGCGAAGGAGGAGGAGAAGGAGGCGCUGGCGCGGGGGGAGCGGGAGAAGAGGAGGAGGUAUGAGGCGGAGAUGGGGUUUAGGCGGAGUGGGCGUGUGGAUGUCGAGUUGGAGGAUGAUGAUGAGGAGGAGGAGGCGCCGCUGCAUAGGCCCGGUGGGAUGGAUGGGAUUAGGGUGAGGGGGCUGGAGGAGGAGUAUCCGGAGCCGUAUACGGAUGAUCCGUACACGGAUGAUGCUGCGGAGCCGAGGAGGAGGCGGAGAGAUUAUUCGGAUGGCGAGAGGGAAGAGAGGAGACAGAGGAGGAAAGAGAGAGCGCUUGCGGCCACGGCGGUUGCUGGGAGACAGAGGAAGAGUCGAGUCGUCAGCGGGCCGUUGCUGGAGGAGGGCGGGAAAGAGGAGUACGAGUACCGCAUGGCCCACCGCGGUGGCGGUGGCAGCGGCGACGUCUUCUACGAUGAGGAGCUGAAGAAAAAGAAACGGAAGAAGAUCUUCAUCAUCGUUGGCAUUGUCGUUCUCAUCCUGGCAAUCGUCAUUCCUGUUGCCGUGGUGGUGUCAGGAAAGAAGAGCAGCGACAAUGGCGGCGAUGACUCUUCUGCAAGCUCUUCGGACUCGAGCAAACCGGACAACAGUAACCUGGACACCAUAUCUGAGGACGACAUUCCCGAUUGGGCAAAGGGGGGGCUUCUGGAUCCAUUUUCAUGGUACGAUACCGAAGACUUCAAUGUCACCUUCACCAACGACACGGUUGGAGGUCUGUCGGUCAUGGGUCUGAACACAACCUGGGACGACAGCGUCCAGGCGAACGAGAACGUUCCGGCUUUGGACAAGGAGUUCAAAUAUGGCGAGAUGCCGAUCCGCGGUGUCAAUGUCGGCGGCUGGUUCAACCUUGAACCUUGGAUAACGCCAUCGUUUUUCGAAUCCUACAACACUCGAGAUGGGGUCAUUGACGAAUGGACACUUACCACGAGUAUGGGCAGCACAAAAGCCAAGUCGACUUUAGAGCAACAUUACUCGUCCUGGAUCACAAAGCAGUCCUUCGCCGAUAUCCGAGACGCAGGGUUCGACCACGUCCGCAUUCCGUUCAAUUACUGGGCAGUGACUACAUACGAUGGCGAUCCAUAUGUCGCCAAGGUCUCUUGGCGUUAUCUUCUCCGUGGCAUUGAAUAUGCACGACAACAGGGUCUUCGUGUCAAUCUUGAUCUUCACGGGCUGCCUGGCAGUCAAAACGGCUGGAACCAUAGCGGAAAGCAGGGCGCCAUCGGGUGGUUGAACGGAACUGAUGGCACGCUCAACAGACAGCGUAGUAUCGACAUCCACGAUCAACUGUCGACGUUUUUUGCCCAAGCCCGCUAUAAGAAUGUCGUCACGCUGUAUGGGCUGGCCAACGAGCCACGCAUGGUGGACCUCAACACGGCCGAUGUUCUUGGGUGGUACGACGACGUGAUUCCGCUUAUUCGGAAGAACAACAUCACGGCCAUUCUUGUCUUCGGCGACGGCUUCAUGGGCUUGGACAAUUGGCAAGGAAAGCUGCAAGACUACGAGGAUCUACUCCUGGACGUGCACCAGUACGUCAUCUUCAAUGUCGACCUGAUCAAGUUCUCGCACUCGGAGAAGAUCAAUUUCGCUUGUAAAGGCUGGACACAGCAGUCACUUCGUUCGAUGAACAAGUCGACGGGCUUCGGACCUACAAUGUGCGGUGAAUGGUCGCAGGCCGACACGGACUGCACGCAGUACAUCAACAAUGUCGGCUGGGGCACGCGCUGGGAGGGCACGUACAAUACUGGUAACGAGAGCACCUCGGUCCUCACUCCCACCUGCCCUACGGAUAACAACCCCGUCUGCUCCUGCAACAAUGCCAACGCCGACCCGUCCGACUACAGCGACACGUACAAGCAGUUCCUUCUCGACUUUGCGUUAGCACAGAUGUACAGCUUCGAGCAGGGCUGGGGCUGGUUCUAUUGGACGUGGAAGACGGAGAACGCGGUCCAGUGGAGUUGGCAGAGCGGGAUGCAGGCGGGGAUCCUGCCGGACAAGGUUUGGGAUCGCAGCGCGUUCUCGUGCAAUACGAGUGAUAUCCCAGACUAUUCGGGUUUGGGGUUGGCGGAGAAUUUCUAA